Molecule: messenger RNA, 2497 nt
Organism: Pistacia vera
Lineage: Eukaryota; Viridiplantae; Streptophyta; Magnoliopsida; Sapindales; Anacardiaceae
Exons: 4
Coding region: 227-808 (193 amino acids)
Source: RefSeq, a predicted model, not a curated record
UCUGCUCUCUGAAUCCUUCAUUGAACUCCUCUUCAGCAACAGUAGCUUGGUGACCAGCAGGUUGUAUUCAGUAUUUGAACAAAGCAAGAAUUGAAAGCAUAUACUCAAUGACUACGGAAGAAGCAAAAGCAAUUAACGUGAAGGCCUUGGUGGAUAAAAAGAACAACAGAGUUAUAUUGUGGAAUCAGAUGAGGACUUUACUGAUGUUCUUUUUAGUUUCUUGACAAUGCCCAAGGGAACAAUCAUCAGGCUCAUUUCUAAUCAUAAUCAGCCACCGACAGUGGGGAUAGGUUGCAUGAACAAUUUGUAUGAAAGCAUUAAGAACCUUGACAUGCAGCGUUUCCGGACUGAAGCAUGCAAGACCAUGUUGCUAUGCCCCAGAAAUGACGCUGCACCUCAGAACAAGAGACUAAAAUUGCAAAUUGACGACGGUGAGCUACCGAGCUACUUCUUGUGCACUACGGAUUGUACAUUUUCUGGGCACAAGUUAUUGAGUCUCUACCCUAAUGCUGUUUGCAAAUGUGGACGGGUCAUGGAUAGGACGAUGGAGUUGUCAGAGAAGACUGUAGAAAAGUUAGGCUUUGAUGCUCGAGAUAGAGGAGUGUUUGUUAAAGGACUGACCCAAUUUAUAAUAAGUGACGAAUUACAAGUAAAGCCCUCAUCAAUAGAAGCAAGCGUCUCCGUACUGUCCAAGCUAGGACUCAUGGACUGUAGCGCCAUUGAGGAGUAUAACUACUACAACGUCGACAUAGGGCAGAUGAGGUUCUCACUUUGCUCAGGUGCUCACUGGUGUCAAAGAAACCUUUGACAGAAACUUUGUUGAAACGAAAUUCAGCAACAAAGUUCGGCAUUGAAGAUUUUGAUCAGAACAUCUAUGUUGAACCUACAGUGCAAGAACCAGAAUCCAAUGUGGACGGGAAGAUUCAUGUAAAGCUUAUCAUCAGCAAAUCCAAGAAAAUUGUUUGUUUUGCCGAAGCAAGUGAAGAAUUUGUUGAUUUAGUCUCCAGUUUCCUAACUGUUCCACUUGGUUAUAUAACAAAAGAAAUGCAGAGUAGUAUUUCAAAAGGAUCCUUAACUCACCUAUACAAUAGUGUCAAGGAACUCGAUUCUGAGAAAUACUUUAAAUCUUAUGUGCACAAGGAAAUGCUUAUAAGUCCGAAGCUCGCCCCAAAUUUUAGGUAUGAGAACCAUCCUUUAGGCAUUGAAGAAGGUUUGCACCCAACAUACCAUGCUACAGAAUAUUAUUACUAUAAUUGUCCUGGUCAACGUCAUUAUCAUCAUCAACUGACUUCUGAUGGUGAAAUUCCUUCUGAAUCAUAUAGUACGAGAAGUUCAAUUUUAAUGGUCAAGGAUCCUAAGUCUCACUUUAAAGAAGCCACAAGAGGAGGAUUUGUGACUGGACCAACAAUGUUUACCAUAAUUGACAAUCUGAUCAUCACACGCAUAUCUCAAUUCCAAAGUCUGUCUCUUCUGAACAAAUUGAAAGUACCUUUCAAUGAUAUUGAGGAGCGUGUUGUGCAUGUGGACAGUGAGAAGGUAAGUUGACAUAAAUAUUUCAGUAUUAAACUCUAGCAAAGCAUCCCAUGAUUUCUGAUAGUAGUUUCUUUUGACUAUUUUGAGAUCUUGCUAUGGAAACGUAUGGUGAUUUUGGCAUACAACUUUUAAGAAUUUCUUCGAAAUUCAAGUCCCUAUGAUUUAACUUUUCUUUGAUUUUGCCUAACCUACUAGAAUAUUACUAUUUGAAACCAUAAAGUAGGAUGAGACCCGCUAUGUAUAUCAUUUUAAUUUUCUUAGUGCAAAAUAUUAUUCUGGGACAUAAUCACUGAAAUUCACCCAGCAAGAUGCAGCAAACAACAUAAAGUUUCAUACAUGUAUUUUGAGGUUUUUCCUUACAUUGGCAAGAGCAUUAGAAAUCUUAUUUGCUUUAAAGUAACAAUGAAGAACUGCAUCAGCCAAAUAGCUCAUUUCCUCAUAAGAUUUUAGAUUCCCAUACUAUCUGUAUCUUUUAUUAUUUUUAUGUUGUAAGUCUUGUCAAAUUGCAAGGCAUUGCCAUCUACAAAUGCAUUGUGUUCAAUCAAUAGUAAGUGACAGUAUAGAAGUAAAAUACAAAUGCUGUCAGUUUAUUGUGCCAAGCCAAUAAUCUACCACACUAAGCUACUGCCAAUUCUUAUUUUGUUGCUGCAUUACCGCCUCCGAUUAAUUAGACUAUACAAAGGGAGAGUUUUGAUUCAGAUGCUGUUCAAGAAGAGAAUCCAUUGAAGAUGAUGAUCUGAAAGCAUGAUAUCCAUUCCUUGUUGAUACCUUAUGAAUUUGUUUUACUUUGCAGGCUUUGCGUCUAUUGGUGGCUUCUUUUGUAUCUGAAUCUGCUUUGACCAAUGCCUUUCUGAGAGAGCCAAAUCCAUAUUCAUGUAAAAGCUAUUUGUAGUUUGUGUUAAAAUUUAUGUUUGUACUUUGGUAUGCUCUUAGACCAGAAGAUAUUCCAUAUAAGCAUAUUAAU